AUGCGUUCCUCUCUGCUCGCGUUCUCCCUUGGGCUGGUCGCCCUGGUCGGAGCGGAUAGUAUUGACCAUGACAAAGUCGUCGGGUUCGAAGAGACCGUGCCCACCGGUACCACAGGCGAGGUUUACAAGGCUUAUCAGCCCUAUCUCAAGGUGGUGAACGGGUGUGUGCCAUUUCCGGCUGUCGAUGCGGACGGAAACACCAAUGCCGGUCUGAACCCCUCCGGCGCUCCCUCCGCCGACUGCGCCUCCAGCACGGGACAGGUCUACGUGCGCUCCGGCGACUCCUCGUCCGGCGACGCCCAUGCAUUGCUCUACUCAUGGUACUUCCCCAAGGACUCGCCCAGCACGGGACUCGGCCACCGUCACGACUGGGAAGGCGUGAUCGUCUGGCUGUCUGACGCGUCGUCUACCUCCGCUGACAACGUCCUCGCCGUGUGUCCUUCCGCGCACGGCGGCUGGGACUGUUCCACGGAUGGAUACACCUUGCAGGGAACGCGGCCGUUGAUCAAGUACGAGAGUGUCUGGCCGGUUAAUCACCAGUGUGGAUUGACGAGCACGGUUGGGGGUGAACAGCCGUUGGUGGCGUGGGAGAGUUUGCCCGCGGUUGCGCAGAAGGCGUUGGAGGAUACGGACUUUGGGGAUGGGAAUGUGCCGUUUAAGGAUGCUAACUUUGAGAAUAAUCUGGCAAAGGCGACAUACUAA
Messenger RNA from Aspergillus melleus, 702 nucleotides. Its product is annotated as NPP1 family protein. Lineage: Eukaryota; Fungi; Ascomycota; Eurotiomycetes; Eurotiales; Aspergillaceae. The transcript has 2 exons. The coding region runs from base 1 to 702 and encodes 233 amino acids. The record is from RefSeq and is a predicted model, not a curated record.